Molecule: messenger RNA, 2225 nt
Organism: Rhinopithecus roxellana (golden snub-nosed monkey)
Lineage: Eukaryota; Metazoa; Chordata; Mammalia; Primates; Cercopithecidae
Exons: 4
Coding region: 1-948 (315 amino acids)
Source: RefSeq, a predicted model, not a curated record
AUGGAGACACUUCUCAUGGGCCCCUCUGCACCAAUCAACCUCCUCUGCCAGAAUCAAGAAGCCCUGGAUGAGCUAUCUAGACAUCACCUGGUCAAACCUGUUCUGGAAAGGACAAGGAGAAUACUGGCACAGAACCAGGUGACCCCUGCAGGGAGCCUUGCACAGGGAGCACUCAAUAAUCAUCAGACACCAAGCGCCAGGAGGCAUUUGAAAGAUGAAGGGUCCUCCCCCAAGGUGCGCAUAAGCAGCGGCACUCACCCAGGGCAUUCUCACCCCGCGGACAGACGCCCCUCGGGGGUGCAGAUCAGAGUGCUGCAGGAGGGGGCGCUGGCUGGUGCCAAGCCCUCCGAGGAGCAGCACAGCCCACAAGGCCUAGGCAACAGACAAGUGGCUUUGGGGGCUUCCAAUGCCAGGAGUCGGGGGCGGGCAGCUAAAGUCGCCGAGCCCUGUUUCCCGUCAUCCAGGGGCACUAAGCCUUCCCGCAAAGUAGCUUCGCGGACAGGGGGUCUGACGUCUGCACGUGGCCGGCUCAGCACAGCGGCGGCCGAGGGCGCUGUUCAUCCGCCAGUGUCUUUCCCGAGGACACGUGAAUCCCAGGGGGCUCACUCCAGCAAAGGGGACGAGGCACUGCACCAGGGACCGGGCCUGAUCUCUCUGGCCGCCUUCCCUGGGGCCUCAGUUUUCCCCGAUGGUGAGAGUGGCGAAGACCACGCGCCCUGCUGUGGACUCACCCGGCGCCCUGGCGUCGAGUGGCGGCGGAGACCUGACAGACGGCGCGGGAAAUAUCAAGAUGUCUGCAGAUUUCGAGCGAUGGGGUGCGGUGGCUUGCGAUGGUAUGCGAUGGCGUGCGAUGGCGAGGGACGGCGAAAGACCGAGGCCACACGACUAGGAAGCUACACUGGUUUCGCGCCGGCGGAAAUACAGAUGAGAGCGCGAACUGCGGCCUAGAGCGGAAGGAAACAAGGCGAGCAGCCCUGCAGCGUCCCCUGGCGGAGUCGAGCUCAACUCCGGACUCUGGAGGACUUGGGAUAAAUUUCGAAAACAGCCUGAAAGUUUAGAAGUAAUCUUCUCCCUCUUGCUUUGCUUUUCUGUUUGUUCUGAAGAUGUUCCUUGGUCACUGACUCUUAUUAAUCUGUAGGAAUGGCCAAUUUUCCAUCAUAGGAGCUGUUACUACGAUGAGGGGACUGUGCUUAGUUUGAACUUCUUUCUGCAAGGGUUCAGAGGCGCCUGUCUUUGAUUCACCACUGUACUCACUACCCAGUUCAGUGGCUAGCACCGUUGAAUGAAUGAAUUCUACCCCCACCCCAUUCAUUUUUUUCUGGACAAUGUCAGACCGAGAUGACUGAGUCAUGGUCAGAGACUGGAAUGUGAGGGUGAGAAGAUGAGCCAAGAGAGGAGGACAGCGAGUAACUGCUUUGCUAAACUCCAGCCUCAAAGUACACGGGGUGGAGGGUGCAAAGAGUCUCUGAACUUGAAGAUUUGCAUUUGAGGAACUUGAUCAGAUUUGCACAGUGACGGAGACUAUAGACAGAUGUCCCAUGUUCUCUGCAGCAUACUGGAGACAAUCUUGGGAGGGGACUUAAUGGCUCACAAAUUCUCAUAAGCACUGGCACUGUCUGCAUCCUGGGCAGGGUGUGCCUCUUGGGCCUGAGACAGCCCUGCUACUGACUCUGCCCAUGUUCUGGAGUGCAAGCAGCCCACCCUUGGGCCUGAUGAGGAGCCCACACACUCCGCUCCAGUCAGAUUCUUGGUACUCAAUAGGUCAGAAGGACAAGAACAUCCAGGCCUGACCUAUGCGAUCGUGAGGGAAAAGGGGGUCCUUGAGGUGAGAUCUGCUACAUAUUUUGUACCUGGGAGAGGCCUAUGGGAUCCCAAGACUGUAAGAACAUUGGGAGUCUCUGUGAUGGGGAGGGGCUGUGGGAUGCUGCUAUGGUUUGGCUGUGACCCCACCUAAAUCUCAUCUAGAACUGUACUUCCCAAAAUUCCCACCUGUCGUGGGAGGUAAUUGAAUCAUGGGGGCAGUUACCUCCAUGCUGCUGUUCUUGUAAUAGUGAGUUCUCAUGAGAUCUGAUGGUUUUAUAAGGGGCUUUUCCCCCUUUUGCUCUAUACUUCUCCUUGCUGCCACCAUGUGAAGAAAGACGUGUUUGCUUUCCCUUCCACCAUGAUUGUAAGUUUCCUGAGAUCUCCACAGCCAUGCUGAACUGUGAGUCAAUUAAACCUCUUUC